Alligator mississippiensis (American alligator) is the source of this 8128-nucleotide messenger RNA. It is a transcript of the gene SPG11, whose product is annotated as SPG11 vesicle trafficking associated, spatacsin. The record is from RefSeq and is a predicted model, not a curated record. Gene Ontology annotation, biological process: axon extension; synaptic vesicle transport; chemical synaptic transmission. The transcript has 40 exons. Gene Ontology annotation, cellular component: synapse; cytoplasm; axon. Bases 58 to 7362 code for a protein of 2434 amino acids. Lineage: Eukaryota; Metazoa; Chordata; Crocodylia; Alligatoridae.
CUGCCUCAGCCCGGGCCGGAAGUGGGGGGCCGUGAGGCGGCCGGGCACUGCCAGGGCAUGGCUAUGGCGGGGCUGCGGGUGCUGCUGGUGCCCCUGGGCGAGGCGGGCUCGGGCCCGGGCCCGGGCCCCCCGCGGGACGCGGUGCGGGUCAAGCUCAGCUGGGGCCAGGACGCGCUGGGCAGCCUUCUCGCCUCGGGCGGGCUGCACCUCCGGGGGCUGGCACCGGGCAGAGCCGGCCGCGGCCACGGCAGCGCCGGGCCCGGAGCCUGCGCAGACUUUGUGUGGGAGGACACCGACCGUGAGGAUGGUCCCCCCGCAAACAAGUCCAAACUACUGGUUCGUAGUGAAAACCGUGCAUUACUUGUCUAUGAAUUCAGUACAGAGGAUGGCAACUCGGACACGACUGCCCUGUACAGCUGUAAGGAAGAUAUGCUUAAAAAGCUCCUUGAAAUUAAAAAUAUUUAUCUUUCUUCAAUAUCAUCUCUGAAGAUAUUAUUGUUUAAAAACAACACAUCGUUACUGCUUGUCAACAACUUUAUUCUUGUGUACCUUGCUUUUCCUGGAGAAAAUUCAGAAUUAGAGGCACGUGACUGCAUUACCCUUAAGUUGCCUUCUCAAGCCUUGGAAAGAGUAGCAGAUGCGGACCUAUGUAGAGGCAUUCUGUUUUUAUUAGAUAAUUCUGGCUGGAUAUAUGUAUUUGACACAGUUGAUGGUGCAUUAUUAGCAAACAUUAAUGUUGCACUCUACCAAAGGGAUGCUCAGGAUGAGAAAGCAGAGGAGACCACUGUAUCAUCUCUCAAGUCAGUAAAGGUGUCACCUGAUCUCAGCACUGCUGUGAUAAUCAAUUCUUCUCAUUAUGCCAUUGCUGUUGAUUUAAAUUUGUACUUCAGACAGUUUCCUGGGCAUCUACUUUGCAAGAGAUGUUUUGAAAGUCUCCCUGUUAAACAACUGGAGGGAAUUGAUGAAGAUGAGCUUGUUAGCUCUGACUAUAGUAUGCAAUUUGUGAAGUUUCCAUUCCGGACAGACAGGUCAUGGAAGGCACACUUAUUCUCGCUAUAUAACAUGUCAAAGAGACCAGAGUCUCCAAAUUUCAUAUCUAAUGUUAAUGUACCUUGGUACCAGUACUUUCCGCAUCUUGAACAUUAUGGUUCUAAAACAUACCAGACAUCAGAGGAGACUUUGGCUUCCAUUCCAGAAGACAUUGCCUGUGCCCUUUCCAAAUCAACGCAGAAGGAUUAUGCAAAUAAUGAUACAGGAAGACAGUGGAAAAAAAUCCAUAUGGAAGAAUUAGAAGAUAUAAUGAAACUUGAAUGUAAAUCUGUGACAGGAUUUAGUGCACUGUUUGCAUUGUCAGAGAGUACCAAAGGUUUGACUGUUGCUCUGUGGGAUUUAGAGAGUCAAGAUGUGAGACAUUAUCACCUUGGCAAAGACUGUGUUUAUGUGGAUUGUAGUGGAGAGGAGCAGUUAUGCCUCAUUCUGACAGGGCAUGGUCUCUCCUUGAUUCUGUUUGGUUUAACUCAAGAAGAGUUUUUGAACAGACUGAUAAUCUAUGGCAGUGCUGGAAUUGUAGAUUCCCUUUGUCAUCUCAAUGGGUGGGGAAGAUGUUCGAUUCCCAUCCAUGCAUUAGAGGCUGGUUUGGAGAACCGUCAGCUGGACACAGUGGACUUCUUUUUAAAAAGUAAAGAGAAUAUUUUCAGUCUCUCUACAACCUGCUCUGUGGCUGAGCAGUCUACCAAUAUCACAUCACAGUUUUACUUAAGAAGUGUGGAAGAACUCAGGCCUGCCUUGGACUUACUUUGCUCAUCCGUCAGAGAAAAUGAUAUGGAAGCUCAGAGCAAACACUUCUCUGAGCAACUGCUGAAUCUUACCUUGGCUUUCCUUAACAAGCAAAUCCGAGAAAUCUUUAUCCACACAGAAGAACUUGACAACUGCUUGCAGAAGUGCGUGGAUAUUUUAACCAGCUACAUUAUUGAACUGAGAACAUUUAUGAUCAAGUUUCCUCGAAGGCAGACCAAUAACAUAAGUUGUGAUCUUGGUGAAGAUAUGCCCCAAAUAGAACAGAGUCCAGCAUGGGAAAAACUGACUCCCGAGCAAGUAAUUGCUGAGGCCAUUUUAAACAACUUGAUACCAGAGGCUCAGACUUUUUUCCGAGUGCAUCACCAUCCUGCUCAGAGUCUUCAAGAGCUGAUUCGAAUAGGUUUGGAUCUGGUUUAUAGCUGUCUUCUGAAAGGCAAUAUUAAAGAGGCCUCAAAACUUUUAAUGAAUAUGGGUUUUGACGUGAAGGAGCAGUUGCAUAAGAUAUGUCUGCACACUAUUGAUAAAAAUAUACGGGAUUUGCUGGUGGGAGUACUGCAAGAAGAAAACUAUUUUUCUGAAAAAGAAAAGAAAAUGAUAGAUUUUGUUCAUCAGGUUGAAAGCUUUUAUUCAGGAUCCUUCCAGGAAAAUAGAGAGAGGCACUCUCUUUCCAGUUUUAGGAACUGGAGAAAGGAAGAAGAUCUCUCCAGUCACACAGCUGUUCUGAGCACAUUUUUAAAUUCUGACAAGCAUCGGAUUAACAACAAAGAUCACAGGGUUAUGUUAAACUGGGCUCAGUGGUGGGAUCCACUCACUCAAGAGAUGAUACUUCUUCCUAAAAAAUCACCGGAAGACUUCAAGUCCUGUGAUCCUGAAGUUCUUUGGAUGCACGUAACAGCCCAGCAUGAUUGGCUUAGCAUUUGCUCAUGGAUUGAAGAGUCACUUCCACACAACAGGCAGACUUUAUGUCAACAGGCUAACUGGCCUCCUCUGACACCAGAUAUCAUUGACCAGAACACGCUCUGCAGCAGCUACGUAAGGAAUGAAAUAUUAGACAAGCUGGCGAGAAAUGGAAUUUUUGUCCCAUCUGAACAAGAUGAUUUUGAACUCCUCCUCCUAAGAUUGACCCACACUGGAGGAAUAAUGCAAAAUCCACACCCUGUUCCAAAAUACAGUACUGCAAGUGGUUUGGACUUCCAUACCUGUUUCAUCCUUUACUGUUUAGAGCAUAGUCUGCAAUAUCUACUGUACACUUAUUUAGACUAUUACAGUUUAACUCCUUCGAAUUGCCCUAUUUUGGAUAACAAGGAACUGCAUGAAGCUCACCCCUGGUUUGAAUUUCUGGUGCAGUGUCGAGGGGUUGCCAGUAACCCAAGAGAUCCAAAGAUGAUUUUUCAGGCUAGUCUUGCAAAUGCUCAGAUCUUGAUUCCUAGUAAUCAAGCCAGCGUCAGCAGCAUGCUGCUGGAAGGUCGUACACUUUUAGCUCUUGCAACUACAAUGUAUGCACCUGGAGGUAUUGAUCAGGUUCUUCAGAAUGAAGAUGCUGAAAAGCCUCUGAAGAAGGUGGAUCCACAGCUCUUAAAAAUGGCACUGGCUCCUUACCCCAAACUUAGGGCUGCUCUGUUUCCCCAGUACACUUCUCAUGGAAUUCUUCCAUCAGAUAUCUCACUCUAUCAUCUUGUUCAGUCAUUAGCACCAUUUGAUCCCACCAAACUCUUUGGCUGGCAGUCAACAAAUACUCUUGCCAUUACAGACACCUCAAGUGACUUUCCUCAUUUCUCAUCUCCUGAACUGGUAAACAAGUAUGCUAUAAUGGAACGACUAGACUUUUCCUACUACUUGCACCAUGGACGGCCAUCGUUUGCUUUUGGCACUUUUUUAGUACAGCAGCUAGCAAAAAGCAAAUCCCCAAAGCAGUUGAUUCAGCAAGCAGGGAGUGAAGCUUAUGCUUUAGCCCUUUCUUUCUUUUACGUACCAUCCAUAGGGGCAGCCUGUGUCUGCUUUCUAGAAUUGCUCGGGCUUGAUAGCCUAAAACUCCGAGUUGAUAUUAAAGUUGCAAACCUAAUUUUGAGCUUCAAGAGUAAAAACGAAGAGUCUCAGCACAGCGCAAUAAGAGAAUCCUUGGUUGAAAAGUUGACAAAAUUGGCUGAUGGUGAAAGAACAGUAGGAGAAGAAAUGCUGACUUGUUUGGAAGAAGCUUUUUGGGAUACAAUUGAACAUCAAGGAAUAAAGAAGACAUCCAGUGACUCCAGAAGGCAGUGGUCUCUGGUGAUGCAGUUCUGUAAGCUCCAUAAUAUCAGACUGAGCACAUCUUAUCUAAAGGAAUGUGCUAAAUCCAAUGACUGGCUGCAGUUCAUUAUCCAAGCCCAGAUGUACAGUUACCGGCCAGAUGAGGUCAUUUGUAUCCUUCAAGAUUUCACUCCCAUUUUACAAGAUCACUUGAUGCUGGCCUUUGAGAGCUUAGAGCUCUCUCACCCUAGCCUAGGAAGUCAUCACAGUGACAGUACCAGACCAGUCCCAACCGAACAGAGGCAGAGGGGGCAUCCAGGUGAUCUCUUCCAGAUUCUCUUUUGGUGCCAAGAGAAGCCUAACCCCUCACGCUACCUUUUGAUGGAAGGAAUGAAGCACCAUGCCCCAUUCCUGAGUGUGUUAGCGGCGUGUUUUCAGGAGGCCGGUAUUAUUCAGUGUCUCUGUGUUUGGAUCAUUACCUCUGUGGAUAAUGCGACUGCUGCUGAAGCAACAAGCCACGUUCAAGGCUCUGUGGAAAAUCAUGAAUGGGAUCUUCAGGACCUUUCCAGUCUCUGGAAGAUGUUUUUAAGAAAGCGGAAAAGUAAAACUCUUCUGAGUGGUUUCUCUCUCUUUCUAAAGGAUUCCCCACUAUUGCAAAUGCUUGAAAUCUAUGAAUUAUGUAUGGGCUGUAAAAAGUACAGUGAAGCUAAAACCAAACUCUGCAACCUCCAGAUGAGUCUUGAAAAACUUAAAACUUCAGAUGAAAAGACGCCUUCAGUUAUACCUCUACCAUGGGUGGAGUCUCAAGCAUCAUUUCUUCUUGAAUUGAUGUUGCAGCAGUGUAGAACACAGUAUGAAUUAAGAAAACUGUUGCAGCUCUUUGCAGAUGCAAAUAAUCCGCUACCUGAUGGCCCAGAUGUGAAGAAAUUGUGUGUCCUUAGUCAGAUCUUGAAGGAUUCGUCCAUAUUUAUUAAUCGUGCCAUCCUAACCAACUACAACACAGAGACUUUUCAGAAUGAAUGCAGAUCAAUUUUAGAGCAGCUGCAAGAGGGAGGGAUGUUCUCACUGGCUAGGAAGGUAGCAGAAUUAGCAGAACUGCCUGUGGACAGCGUGGUUAUUCAAGAGGUACUUCGAGAUUUGCAUCUUCUCAAGCAGACUGGACAGUGGCAUCAAAAACAAACUAGAAUUGACUUCUGGAAAAAGUGUCACGAUAGUUUUACAAAAAAUUCAAUCUCCAACAAAGCUGCGUCUGACUUUUUUUCAGCUCAGGCAAACGUGGUGUUUGAAUCGUCAGCUGAUAAGAUAAACAGCAACAUAGAGAAACAUUUGCUGCUUACUUUGGCUGGCCACUGGUUAGCCCAGGAUGACUCGGUGCCACUGGAGAAGCUGGAAGAAAUGGAGAAGCAGAUCUGGCUUUGUCGCAUUGCACAUCAAACCUUAACUAGAGACAGUGGACUGGAGAAGUCGAGAUUGUCUUGCCAGGUUUCGAUGGGUAGUGAACUUUCCUUUGAGAACUUAGCCAAAGAGUUUUCCUUCUCUAAGCUAGCUACUCUGAACACACCAAAAUAUUUGCAGCUUGAUGGUCUUGUAUUCAAAGAUACACCUCCACAUGCACUGGAUAGGACUGAGGUGGAGUCACUUACUUUUCUGAUUGGACAUCUUCUGGAUGAAGGAAGCGUGCAUGAAGCCAGCCGCGUUUGCCACUAUUUUCACUUCUAUAACCAGGAUGUUUCUCUGGUAUUGCACUGCAGAGCAUUGGCUGCUGGUGAAGCCGACCGAAACAAUUUACACCCAGACAUUCAAGCUCUUCUUGUAGCAGAAGAGAGCUCAGAUGAAUUUGAGGCUCCACAGCCCAGAAGAUUACAAAGUACCUCAAGCUUAGAAAAUUGGUCAUUUGUUGUGGUCCCAUCUCCAGACGAUCAAGUUAUUCUCAAUCUGAAGACUAUAAUAGAUGAAUGCGUUCAUGGGAGAAACUACUGCAGACAAGUCCUCUGCUUGUAUGAACUUUCCAAGGAACUGAAUUGCUCGUACAAUGAACUAUCGGGCCAGGAUUCUGAAAAGGUGCUUCGAGCGAUCCUGUCAUCCCAGCAGCCUGACAGAUGCAAGAAGGCCCAGGUGUUCAUCACAACGCAGGGUCUCCCGGCCGAAACUGUGGCAGAACUUGUGGCUGAAGAAAUCACACAAGAAUUACUGGCAUCUUCUGAAGGAAAAGGGCAAAAGCAGCUUCUGAGCCCAGCAGAUGAGAGUCAGGCAUUCCUACAGUUGGCCAAGUUGUGCCAGGAUCGUACAUUGGUUGGCAUGAAAUUGCUGGAUAAAGUUUCAUCUGUGCCACGUGGGGAGCUAUCAUGCACUACAGAGCUGCUGAUUUUGGCCCAUAAUUGCUUUAGUCUGACGUGUCAUAUGGAAGGAAUUACUAGAGUCCUGCAGGCUGCUCGGCUUCUCACGGAUGAACACUUGGCGCCUAAUGAGGAGUACAGUCUUGUGGUCCGGCUCCUCACUGGCAUUGGCAGAUAUAAUGAAAUGACGUACAUAUUUGAUCUGCUGCAUGAGAAACAUUAUUUUGAAGUGCUGAUGAGAAAAAAAUUAGACCCGAGUGGAACUCUGAAGACAGCUCUGCUAGACUACAUAAAGCGUUGUCGCCCGGGGGACAGCGAAAAGCACAACAUGAUAGCCCUGUGCUUCAGCAUGUGUCGAGAAAUUGGAGAGAAUCAUGAAGCAGCUGCCUGUAUACAGCUGAAACUCAUUGAAUCUCAGCCUUGGGAAGAGUCUCUCCAAGAUGUGCCAAAUUUAAAGAAACUGUUGAUGAAAGCUCUGACUCUCUUUAUUGAUGCAGCAGAAAGUUAUUCCAAGGAUUCCUGUGUCCGCCAGUCCUUACGCUGCAACAGACUGACAAAAUUGAUAACUCUCCAGCUUCAUUUUCUGAACACUAAUCAGAGCACGAUGCUGAUCAACCUGAACCGACAGCGCCUCAUGGAUUGCAUCAUGUCCUUGCCCAGGUUCUACCAGGCUGCUAUCGUGGCUGAGGCUUAUGACUUUGUUCCAGACUGGGCUGAAGUUCUGUAUCAGCAAGUGAUUAUUAAAGGUGACUUCAAUUAUCUAGAAGAAUUCAAACAACAAAGGUUACUCAAAGCUAAUGUGUUUGAGGAGAUUGCUAAAAAGCUCAAACAGCACCAGCCUACUGAGGCUGCUCUGAAAAACCUGAAGAAAUUACUGACCUACUGCGAAGACAUCUAUCUGUACUACAGAUUGGCAUAUGAUAACAAGUUCUAUGAUGUGGUAAAUAUGCUUCUGAAGGAUGCCCAGACUGGCUGCUGUCUAAAUGACAUGCUGGCAAAUUAGACUCCAUGCUGAGAGAUGAAGAAUCUACCUGGCAGCAGUCCCAUGGCUUGUGCUGGUUACAUGAUUUCUUUAACAGACUAAUCAUGUCUGACUAACUUAUCUUUAGCUCACCUGUUUAAUUAACAGUUAUGUGGGAUAAGAUUGCAAUUUUGCUACAUGAGGGUUACCAGAAGAAUCUCAGCCUUGUUUUGAAUGUCCCUGAAGCUGUGUUCUCAAAACACCUGCUGGGCUUUUAAUUGCCAGUCAGUCCAAAAUGACCCGUUUGGCUAACACAGAUGUAGGGGGUUUGACUUGAGUGGGAACAGCAUCCAAGCCUCACGUGAAAAAAAUUCACAAAUGCUAAGAAGGGUUUGUCCUGUCGUAGAAUUGUUUGGAUGGUAUGCUUGAACUGAGCACACGAUCAAACAUUUAUAACUGCUUUUUAUUCAUGAUCAAAAUGACCUUUUCGGGCCCUGGAAUGCCAUCAAAACUCGCAGGGUUCAUGCUAGUCUCUUGGCUUGCUCCAAAACCUUCAAAGGACAUUCCUCCAUUGCUACACACAAGUGAGUUAACUUCAACCUGAUGUAAGGUCUGCAGCAGUGCUGUACCAUGGCCCACAGCAAGAAUGGACUGUUUAUAGUCCCAAUCAGAUCAGUAUUUACCAGGGAUAAGUGGUUGGUCCUGGGCACUCUAAGUAAUGAAACAAAAGAGAGUUUACUACAUUAAAGUGAAAUUUGUAUUUGUGCAGGCACAGUAUUGAACUCUAAUAAAUUUUCUAUUCCUAGUA